Messenger RNA from Colletes gigas, 538 nucleotides. RefSeq lists its product as uncharacterized. The record is from RefSeq and is a predicted model, not a curated record. Bases 43 to 459 code for a protein of 138 amino acids. The transcript has 3 exons. NCBI's taxonomy places the organism in Eukaryota, Metazoa, Arthropoda, Insecta, Hymenoptera, Colletidae.
CUUCCACGAAGAGGCAAUCACUUUUAGUAUACCAGCAGCAAGAUGCACUUUUCAUUGAUUGUAAUAUUGUGUGCCAGUAUUUUUGCAUGUCAAGUACUGAGCGAAAAUAAUACUUAUGAAUAUUCUGACCAACAUCCAUGGCCAGUUGUUUAUGGGGUGUAUCCAUAUUAUAAUACCGAAACAUUGCUUAAAGUAUGGAACACUGACAAAGCUUUAGAUGUUUCUACAAAUAUAGUAACUCUGGUUUCUGAUGAACAAGUGCAAAAAAUAUAUUCCGAUGACAUUCAGCACAAUGAUACACAUUUACUGAUACAAAACAAUGUUCCUUAUUUUAUAAGUGAAGUUAAAAACAUAAACGAAGAGCAGUUAUCACCCAAUAAACAAUAUCAAGCUAACUAUGCAAACAGUCCUAAAGAAGCAAAAUCCUCGAAGUGUGUAACAGAAUCUUGUUUGAAUUGAACAAUACAAAGGAAUAAUUCAUUUCGAAAAGUGAAACCAGAAUUCAAAGUUCUAAGAUGUGUUUGCGCAAAAUAUUAAU